GAAUAAAUGGAGUAGUUCCAUCAAAUUCAAAGUGACUGAAAUCGAACCCUAAAUCUGAUAAACCCUUUGAAUUUAGGGUUUUGCAGAAUCAUUUACUAUGUUUCGAAUCGGAGCUAAGCUCUAUAGAGCUGCGAGAAUUGGUGGCUCCGCCGUGUCCGAUUUCAGGUCACCACCAACAAGAUUUUUCUCCGUUAACAACAAUGUUAAUACUGGUUUCAAGACCAACCCAGUUGCUCUUCAAAUGAUCAAUUAUGCUCUUUCUCUAGCCCGGGCUCAAAAAUCAGAUGAAUCAUAUGCGCAAGCUCAAUUGGUACUUGAGCAGUGCCACUCAACCCAGUCGGAUGAGUGUGCUAAAGGAUUGGUUUUGCUCGCUAUGUCUACCUUAUUUUCUGAAAGAGGGAAUUUUAGUGAAGCCAUUGAGAAGCUCCAGAAAAUUCAAGAUUUGGGCUUGUCAACUUUAGCUGUUAGAGUUGCCGCCUCUGAAGCACUUGCUGGGCUUUAUUUAGAAUCAUAUCAAGAUGAUUUUUCAUCAGCAACUGCAGAUAUGUGCUUGCAACUGCUGGAAACCAUAAGGCUAGAAAUUGGUGGUGGUGGAUCUGACAUAUUGGAAGCUCGUGCAAAAGCAUUGAAAGGGCUGGUUGAGUUGGUCCAUGGUAAUGUUGAAUCAGCUGAGUCAUUCUUUGAAGGAGCUCAAGGUGAUAAAGGUUGCUUUGGCAACGUUGCACUAUCUUUUGGUGAAUUCCUGCAUUGUAAGCGGAAUUCCCAGAUGGCGAGGGAGUUAUAUCAAAGGGCAAUGCAGGAUGUAUCAGAACGUAAAGAUUUUGCCGACUCACAGUCCGUAUCAGCUUGUAACAUGAAUUUGGAGGAGACUUUGUUAGGAGCUACAUGUUCUCUAGGACAGCUCGAGGCUCAUUUGGGGAAUUUUGAUGAUGCUGAGGAAAUAUUAACUGCAGCACUGAAGAAAGCAGAAGAGUGCUUUGGUAAUUAUCAUCCAAAGGUAGGUAUUAUUUUGACCUGCAUAGCUCACAUGUAUCGACAUAAAGCAGCCAUGGAGCGGUCAAGCUCGCUUUUGAUUCAAGAGGGACUCUAUAGAAGAGCAAUCGAAGUGCUCAAAGCUCCACCCUUGGAAGUAGAAGGUGUUGGAGCGACACGGUCUAGAAGGGAUAUUCUUGCCCUUGCAAGAGGGGUCAGCAUGGCUUCCCAGAUUUUUGUGCUUUGGCCAAAGUAAUAGAUGUCACUUGCUUUUCAGUUCCAUGUUUUUAAGAAGGGAUGAAUUGUUUAAAUCGACUCCAGAGGAAAAACAUGUGGAAAUUCAUUCAGAAUUUAGCUGCAGUAAUCAGUGAAAGUUUUGUUUGUACUUGAAGGGUUGAUCUAGAUUUAGCAGUACUAGGUGUGAGGGGGGGCAAAGAAAUAUUGGACAGUUGCAGCUUACUGUGGAUAAAACCUUAUGUAGGAGGUUGUGGAGGACACAAAUUAGGGUAGAAAGAAGGGUAGUAGGUAGUAGUAAAGCGUUGUCUCAAUACUAGUAGUAGUAGUAUUUCUCCUGUAAUUUCUUGUCCUUUGGGUUUUCUUACUGUCUACUGUCUCUUUCUUGUACUUUGAUUAUCAAAGUAGUUAUUGUAGUUACUGUUCUUUUUUUUCUUUUCAGAA
Messenger RNA from Solanum pennellii, 1650 nucleotides. RefSeq lists its product as uncharacterized. The transcript is spliced from 12 exons. Gene Ontology annotation, molecular function: protein binding. Bases 98 to 1228 code for a protein of 376 amino acids. Gene Ontology annotation, cellular component: mitochondrion. The record is from RefSeq and is a predicted model, not a curated record. NCBI's taxonomy places the organism in Eukaryota, Viridiplantae, Streptophyta, Magnoliopsida, Solanales, Solanaceae.